Molecule: messenger RNA, 3036 nt
Organism: Dermacentor silvarum
Lineage: Eukaryota; Metazoa; Arthropoda; Arachnida; Ixodida; Ixodidae
Product: protein adenylyltransferase SelO, mitochondrial-like
Exons: 13
Coding region: 398-2344 (648 amino acids)
Source: RefSeq, a predicted model, not a curated record
AUGAGCGAGAUAACAGCUGAGGACCAGCUGAGCGGCUGAGCUCUCGUUUCAUCUGUUUGUUAAGAAGUUUGCUUUGACAGCUCAAGAGUAGAACAAUGACACUCAGCUAACAACACCAAGCGCACUCUUCGCACCCUAACCGGAUAGUUUGGAUUUUGUGCGACGCCGCGGCUACUGAUAAGUGCUUCUUGAUCGCAAGUGUCUAGUGCACCGUGAUUUCCGGGGCCAGUCAGAACUUUGCCUUUCCGGCGUUUCAGACCUCGGAAAAUAUCUACUCGUACUGACGAUCCGUAUGUUGGAUACCUGGUAGUGUUUUUGCUUGAAUGUGCGUGCUGAUCAGUGUCGUGUAAACUAAAAUUUCUGCGAUGAAGUCUGUGUUGUGUCAACUUAGCGGUUUAUGAUCGCAGCGGCGUUUAAUAUCGGUGCUUGUAGAUCGCUGAUACGUUCAUCAUCGCAGGUAGCAUUCGCCCUAUGUUCAACGAUGUCGACAUUCGAGACGUUGAAGUUUGAUAACUUGGCCCUGAGAACACUGCCCAUAGACAAGGAAACGCGCAACUACGUGCGUACUGUUAGUGGCGCAGUGUUCUCGCGGGUGUCGCCCGCUCCUCUCGAUUCACCAGAGCUGGUUGUCGUCUCCGAAGACGCAAUGAUGCUGCUAGACCUCCCGCCACCCGAGUUCGAAAGGAAAGAUGCGGCGGAAUAUUUCUCUGGUAACAAGCUCCUACCAGGCUCGGAAACGGCGGCGCACUGCUACUGUGGACAUCAGUUCGGCUACUUCGCUGGGCAGCUCGGCGAUGGUGCGGCAAUGUACCUAGGUGAGGUCAUCAACCGCAAGGGUGAACGCUGGGAAAUUCAGCUGAAGGGGGCUGGGUUGACACCCUACUCCAGGUCUGCAGAUGGGAGGAAAGUACUGCGCUCAUCGCUUCGAGAAUUUUUAUGCAGUGAGGCCAUGCACUACCUUGGUGUUCCCACUACAAGGGCAGGGACAUGCGUCACAUCCUCUACAACUGUGUCACGGGACAUGUUCUAUGAUGGACAUCCCAAAGAUGAGAAAUGCUCAGUCAUUCUGCGAAUUGCCCCAACAUUCCUAAGAUUUGGGUCUUUUGAAAUAUUCAAGACCUUGGACAACUUCACUGGAAGAGUUGGCCCUAGUGUAGGCCGCAAGGACAUCUUGCUUCAGCUCCUCAAUUAUGCCAUUGAGACAUUCUUUCCAGAGAUUUACCAUAGUUGUGGUGACGACAGGGAACAAAUGUACAUAGAAUUUUUCAAGGAUGUUGUCAAGAAGACAGCGCUACUCGUCGCAAAGUGGCAGUGUGUAGGGUUUUGCCAUGGGGUGCUGAACACCGACAACAUGAGCAUACUUGGACUUACUAUUGAUUACGGUCCGUUUGGGUUUAUGGAGCGAUUUGACCCUGACCACAUCUGUAACACUUCAGAUGACGGAGGUCGAUAUACGUACAUCAAACAGCCCGAAAUCUGCCUGUGGAACUUGAGGAAGUUUGCAGAAGCCAUACAGUCUGCUGUUCCACUCUCAAAGACUUUGCCGGGCCUGGAACUGUAUGCUUCAGAAUACGAAGCAUGCUUCCUAGGGGGAAUGAGAAAGAAGCUUGGCUUGCUCAAGAAGGAACUUCUCGAGGACAAGGGCCUCAUCACAUCUUUUUACGACACCAUGGAGAGGACGGGUGCCGAUUUCACGAGGUCCUUCAGAUGCCUGAGCACACUUGCAGUUCCUGGGCACCCUGAGCAUGAGCCCAGCAAGGAGAGCCUUCUGUCAAAGCUUCUGUCGUGCUGCAGUAGCCACGCUGAACUCGCAGCUCACCUAAAGGCUCAGACCAGCUCGCGAGACUACCAGCUGUUUCUUAUACUCUCCCAGAGCAAUCCAGAAUUGCUAGAGCAACUUGGCAAGGGUGCCCUCGCAAAAGAAAGAAUUAUGGCACAAAUGGAAAAGGCCAAAGAACUCAAGGAAAUGAGUGCAGAAGACUUUAAAGCCCGGAACAAGAAGAUGUGGAUAGACUGGAUAGAUGAAUACUCCAAGAGGCUGGCGACAGAUGUGGAAGGAGUGGAAGACUUGCAAGCCCUGCAGGACGAGAGAGUUCGCGUCAUGAACAGCAAUAAUCCAAGGUUUAUUCUCAGGAAUUACAUUGCGCAACAAGCUAUUGAUGCAGCGGAGAAGGGAGACUACAGUGAAGCGCGAAAAGUGCUGAAGAUUUUGCAGCACCCAUUUUCUGAUGACCCUUUGGAGUUGAAAGGAAAGCAAGCUUGCCCGGCUGUGUUUGAUGAAGGAUUCUACGAAGGAAGAUAUGCAUUGAGUGCAGCUGCGCUGAGAGUCUCCUGCUCAUCUUAAACGAUGUGUUUUCCUUGGCAAGAGCUCAUUACUAGAGUUUUUGGAAGAGGAAGAAAGAAAGGAAAGCUGUAAUGCUUUCACUCUCACUUGCAAAAGAGACCUUCUGUAAUAGCAAGCAUCGAUACCAGUUCCUGUUAACAAGCUAUAAAGUGUGACAUCAAAAAGAUGUGCCGGCAACACAUUCCGUAUGGUUGGCGAAAAUUUUGACCGACUUAAUGAUGUGAAUUUUCUCUGAAGGGAAGGCAACAUUAAUACAUGUAGCAGAAUUUUCAGUCGUUGCUUAGGAGAGAUUACAGUUCAAAGCCGUGUCAACGUUGUCAUGUGCAUGUUUUGCAUGUUUGUGUACAAAUAUGCAAUUUGUUUAGAGUUACAGAGGCUGCAUUUCGGGACAAGCACUGCACAAUUGCUGUGUAUACUAUGUACUAUGCUGAAAUUUGUCUCUAGAGUCCUCCUGUGAUGCACGGAAAUGCUACUACACUUUACGCAGCAACCUUUGAUACACAAAGACAAUAGUACAUUGGUUGUCACUGUGUUAAGUUAAGCUUUAGGUAGGUUUCAUCAUAAUGAACAAAAGUAGUGUAUGUAGCAUGUUCUUAACACUUUUGCUGACUGUUGCAUCACUGGGUGUUAUACGGAGUUUGCAAAUUCAAAAUAAAGAUAUCUUACUCCUUUACCAUCAAAUGUGAAAUUAG